UGUUUAUCAUCAGCAAACAUCGCGCACGUUCGUCAUUUGGAGCAACGCGUCGGCUUGUAUCUGUACCGCGUAAUCUGGGCAACCUCUUUCAUUCUUUCCUCGCAACGAAACCCACAGCUGACGAAUCGCGUGCCGCGAACGACCUUCAAGGACUAUAACGAAAAAAGGACUAGAAGGAAGGAAAACGAUGGGGAAUUACUUGUCGGAUGAAUCUCUUCAAAGUCUCAAAAAAUACACGUAUAGAGGGGUCGACAAAUCUAUAUUGUCCAAAUACGCUAUGAACUCAUUCUGGACGUGGUUCGUUACACUGUUCCCGUUAUCUAUAGCACCUAAUACUAUAACGCUAUCCGGACUCUGUAUCGUGAUAUUCAACUUUUUCACGCUUCUGUACUACGACCCGAGUUAUUUGACGGAAAAAGGCGGGGUUUAUAUUCCUCAAUGGAUAUAUUUCACAUGGGGUAUCGGGUUGUUCUUGUACCAAGCCUUUGAUGCUGCUGAUGGGAAACAAGCGCGAAGAACUGGGAUGGCAGGACCUUUGGGAGAAAUGUUUGACCAUGGCUGUGAUGCUAUGAACACCACGCUUGAGGCAAUACUCGUCUCUCAAGCUCUCAAUCUCGGUCGGUCCUGGUGGACAUUAGCUUCCCAAGUAGCUACGUUGGCCAAUUUCUAUCUGACGACGUGGGAGGAGUAUCAUACCGGCUUCCUUUACCUCGGCGUCUUCUCCGGACCCGUAGAAGGAAUCUUGAUUCUCGUCGUUAUAUACAUGAUCACCGGCGUCUACGGUCCAUCCUUCUGGGACACCCCCAUUUUUGACUUCCUCCACCUCUCCCAUAUUCCCUUAAUCACAAGCACCUUCCCGAACAUCGGCCUAAACGUCUCUUUCAUGGUAUUCGGCGCGUUCGGAUUAGCGUUCAACAUCCUCAGCAGCUACGCUAACGUUCGUACUGCGAUGCGUGCUUCCGGGAAAUCAAGGACGAAACCCCUUCUCCUUUUACUGCCGUUCUUAUUCUCAGCUGGAAUCCAGGUGGCGUGGCUCAGUCAUCCCGAGCUCAGCAGCACCACUUCGCGACCGGGAGGUGGUGUUUUCAAAAUCCACUCACCCUCGUUCCUUCCUUCGAACUCCCCUACCCCGUCACUUUCCGGAGAACUAGAACUAUUCACCAUCCGCAAUUCCGCACUGUUCAUCCCGUUCCUCUGCGCGUGGGGCCUCCAAUUCGCUCAUCAAGUCGGGAGAAUGAUAUUAGCCCACCUCACGAAAACGUCGUUCCCAGUAUGGGACUGGUUAUGGGUCCUGAGUCUCGUUGGAGCCGUAGAUGCGAAUUUACCUAGGAUUGCUGGAACAUCCCCGAUAAUUCAAUCCACACCCCUCCUCACCACUCUCUACGUCUACACCACCUUUCUCAUCUCCUUCAUCGCCUAUGCGCGAUUUUGCGUUCUUGUGAUCGGUGAUAUCACGAACUUUAUGGGUAUCGCGUGUUUCACAGUCCGGAAGAAGGACAAGGAGGGGCAUUGGAGGAAUGUUACAGGAGAGGCUCCGGGAGCGGUUGAAGCGAGGAAGGGGAAGUGAGUUAGUGAGGAGGUUGGUUGUUAUUUUGUGAUCUAGUACGUAUUGUAUUCCUGUACCGUAGUGUGCUGUGUUGUUGAUUCCAGGUUCUUUCCAGAAAUGUUUCCGGCGACAUGAUGAUGUUACAUGAUAUCAUGAUAACAAGGAGUGUUGAGAAGGUGAUGGGG
This is a messenger RNA of Lentinula edodes (shiitake mushroom), 1731 nucleotides long. Its product is annotated as Choline/ethanolaminephosphotransferase. Gene Ontology annotation, molecular function: phosphotransferase activity, for other substituted phosphate groups. Gene Ontology annotation, cellular component: membrane. Bases 188 to 1567 code for a protein of 459 amino acids. The transcript has 10 exons. The record is from RefSeq and is a predicted model, not a curated record. Gene Ontology annotation, biological process: phospholipid biosynthetic process. NCBI's taxonomy places the organism in Eukaryota, Fungi, Basidiomycota, Agaricomycetes, Agaricales, Omphalotaceae.